Molecule: messenger RNA, 372 nt
Organism: Schistosoma rodhaini
Lineage: Eukaryota; Metazoa; Platyhelminthes; Trematoda; Strigeidida; Schistosomatidae
Source: the annotation of a GenBank genome assembly
AUGGCAUUAGGACGCAAGAAUGCUACUCGUCUUCCUCCAGAGGUAAAUAGAAUCUUGUUGGUGAAAAAUCUGCCCUAUAACAUAUCAGCGGAAGAAAUGUAUGAUAUUUUCGGCAAGUAUGGUGCUAUCCGUCAAAUUCGCAUCGGCAACACUCCUGAAACGAAAGGAACUGCUCUGGUUAUCUAUGAAGACAUUUUCGACGCUAAGAACGCUUGUGAUCACCUCAGUGGCUUUAACGUUUGUAACCGGUAUCUCGUAGUUCUGUACUACCAGAGAAACAAGCAAUUCAAGAAAACUGAUGUAGAUAAAAAGAAAGAAGAAUUAGAUCGGUUGAAGGCAAAAUAUGGAUUAAAUACUCCGAAAAUGAAAUGA